GAUAGCUUCCAUGGACACAGAGAUGGCAUCUUGGAAAUCCACCAGCACGUACGUCAACGCAGUUCCCCCACCUGGGGCAAAUGUAGUCGAGGACCAGCGGCUCUUCAAGGUGAAGCGCCCUCCUGGAGAGCCGCCUGUGUUCAAAGCACACUACGCUGCUAGAGGCUUCAAACAGCGCAAGGGGGUGACCCUUCGCACUUACGCUGAGGCGACCUCGGAAACUUGGGCCUCUCAGUGGAUAGCUGCCAUGGAGCAGGAGAUGGCAUCUUGGAGAUCCACCUGCACCUACAUCGACGCAGUUCCCCCACCUGGGGUGAAUGUAGUCGAUGGUCGGUGGCUCUUCAAGGUGAAGCGCCCUCUUGGAGAGCUGCCUAUGUUCAAGGCACGCUACGAGGCUCAAGGCUUCAGUCAGCGCGAGGGGGUGGACUUCUUUCAGACCGUCGCCCCGACCCAGAAGAUGACUACUCUUCGGGCGCUGCUACACGUAGCAGCACAUCAUGACUACGAGCUUCACUCCCUCAACUUCUCCACUGCAUUUCUUCAGGGCAGCCUACACGAGCAGGUCUACUUGCGCUGUCCUCAGGGCUUUGCUGGUACCUUCCCUCCUGGGACCCAGUGGCUCCUCCGGCACCUGGUCUACGGCCUGCGACAGGCGCCACGUGAGUGGCACGACACGCUGCAUGCUACGCUAGCUGACCUGUGGUUCUUUCCAUGCUCUGUAGACCCCUCGCUCUUCAUUCGUGCUGGCCAGACUCCGUUCUACAUCCUUAUCUACGUAGACGACCUGGUCUUCGCUACUGCAUACAGAGACGCACUGGCCUCCCUGAAGGCCGAGCUGCUGAGGAGACACACCUACACUGACCUAAGAGAGCUGCGCCCAGGGCUCCCGUUAACAGGGUAAUUACCCUGACUUGACUUCAAUUCUUAGGUUUUUUUCCAAGCGAUCAGGGUUUUUGAAAGGCUUUUUGGAAGAUAGCCAUGAAAGAGUACGUGAAAUUUUCAAGUGGCCCGGGUUCGUCCGGGAAAUUCUCCGAGGGGCUCGGCUUUUUUUCUCGUCCCCCCCCCGCAAAUACCCCGCCUGCCCCCUCUUACCUCUUCCCCGCCCCUCUUGCCCCUUCCCCCUCCCUCGUCACAAUUUAUGCCUCUGUGAUUGGUCGCAAGCGCGCUAGGUGAGGGACUUCCGCCUCGAGCCCACCGACGAGCGGAUCUCUCGUGCAGCAAAGCAGAGGCGGGAAACUCACCUUAGAGAAACAACACCCUCGCCCAGCAGUCUCCCACUAGGUCCCUCCCUUCCCUCACCUCCUCUCGUGUCGCUCACAAUACAUUGACCUAGAAGAACCCCUUCAGCUAGACACGGCCACUGUAUGUAUCGCUUUAGGCUCGCAAGAUUCAUAAGUUUCUGCAUAGUACUAGUCAAUAAUAGUUCUCAUCAACAAUGGACGACCUGAAUCUUUCGUUAGGCAAGGAAGGUGGCAAGGGGAAAACUGUUUCUCAGUCUAAGGUUCCAUGUCAAGAACGGACGACCAUUGAUCUCAACAGUAUUGAUUCAGUAGACAGUGACGAAGAGCCCUCUUCCUCCUGCCCCCAAUCCAUGCACGUUGAGCAGGCCAGGGUAGACUCUGACACCUUAGAACUUUACCCUGUUGGUACCUCAGAGAACUGGCCUAUCCACCGUCAUCCAUCCGACCCGAAUGUGGCCACAGUGCACCCGAGCACCUCAGUCCCAGUUAGGGCGAACCACCGCGGUCAUACGCAGCAGCGCCUGAAUUUUGCGCCACCUCCAUCUGGCAAGAAACGCAAGGGUGUUAGUGCCGUGGAGGAGGAACCCACCCCUCCCACUGAUCUGGCGGAAGCAUCCUCCUCUGACCUACCCAUUGUGGUUGAGGAGUUGCUGCUGAAAAAGUGGAUAGCCGAAUUCCCUUGGCUUCGCUUGCAGCUUGAGAAGUCGCUUGGAAAAUAUGGUAUGAAAUGUAGCGUCUGUGAGAAGUGGGCAGCAGACAAGUUCAACACCCCAUUCGGGCGGCCAGGACUAGGUGCACGUGGCAUACAGAGGUCUUGUGUUACAGGCCAUCACUAUAGCACCACCCACAAAAACGAUGUUGCUAACGAAACUAUGGAGAAGAAGCACGAAGAGCUUAAGCAACAAUGGGAGAGUUAUCAGCAUGCUCCGGGAAAAGUGCGUCGUGUGAUUCUUUGCAUGAAGAUCACAUAUUUCACAGGCCGACAUGACAUCCCCAUAAGCAUGUACCCCAUCUUGGCGUUGUGGUUGGUGGAGCUCGGUCUUGAGGACAUGCCACGGGUGGAGAAGAGCGGGACCUACUUUACAACAGAGGCUUUGGCUGCAAAAGAUGCUGCAUCAAAGCUCCCAGAUCUUGAGGUCGUUGACCAAGUCAUCAAGACCACGGCUGAACAGCUCGGCCGUUCCAACGUCCGGCGCGAAAAGUUCCUCAAUCUGCAGUACGCCAUACGCAAGACCGACUUACAGGUGCUAGGCAUGAUAGCCAUUUGGUGGCUGUCCCGUGGUGAGGCGGUCAUGCGCUUCUGUGAGGUCCUUCCCAUCUUGUUGUGGAUUUGGAAUGAGGAGGAGCACGCCCUCUUCAAGACAGCUACAAGCUUCAAGUUCCACUUCAUGUUGUACCUACUGGCUGAUGUGCUUUUCGUCCUCAACAAUCUCAGCAUGAAGUUCCAGGACCGCACAGUAGAUCUGACCACAGUCGCGGCUACGGUGGAUGAUGCAUGCUCUGCACUGAAACAGCGUUACGUGACGCCGGUUGGACGAUUCGGCGAAUUCAAGCAGAGCCGUCUAGCUCCGUUCUUGAAGAAGCACGCAAGCACCGAGAAGAGAGUCUUGGUGAUUGAGGGGGUGGAUGCCGAGGGUAACACGGUCAUGGACACAGUCCCUUUGCAUGAUGAACCCAUCGGAAAAGGUGCCUUGUACGGCACAUCUCCUGAGGAAUGCUAUGAUUUAGCCAAGGUGUUUGCUCAGGGGCUGAUUGAUGCACUCGAUAGUCGCCUGGACGACCUGAAAAUGGUCGACGGAGCUAAUCUAUUCCGCCCCAAAAAGUACCCAUUGCUGCAUACAGGGAAGAGGGAGAAGUACUGGUCCGACAACCUGGAUCUGCUGUUCAAGUUGUUUGACUAUAAGCUGCCAGGUGUGGGCAAGGAUGCAUGCGAUGCUGAUAUUGGGAUGUUGACCAACACUCUUCUCAAGCGCCACGAAAACUAAGGCUUCGCCCAAAGCUUGAAGAACAUCCUCAACACGAAUGAGUGGUCCUCAAGUUUCCCAUCGUUGGUCCAUCUGUGGAGGGCUAUUGCUGUGCUCCCUAUCAGCACGGUGGAAUUUGAAAGAUGUUUCUCAAGGCAAAACGUGAUCAAAAGUUGGGAUCGUACCUGCCUCUCUGACGUGAGAUUGGCGGAGUUGAUGGCGGUGAAGAUCCUCCACUAUGAGAUUGAUUGGGAUAGGGUGUACCACAUCUGGAGCAUCGCCAAGCCGAGAAGGCAGGCCAAUUUUUUAGGAGAUGAUUUGUAGGCGAGACAUUGGUUUAUGCUCGUUAAUACAUUUUUUCGUAGCUUUAUGUGUAAAACUUGGAAUACAUUAUCUAGAAAGAA
Molecule: messenger RNA, 3609 nt
Organism: Closterium sp. NIES-67
Lineage: Eukaryota; Viridiplantae; Streptophyta; Zygnematophyceae; Desmidiales; Closteriaceae
Source: the annotation of a GenBank genome assembly